Eutrema salsugineum is the source of this 1904-nucleotide messenger RNA. RefSeq names its product probable anion transporter 4, chloroplastic. Gene Ontology annotation, cellular component: plastid. NCBI's taxonomy places the organism in Eukaryota, Viridiplantae, Streptophyta, Magnoliopsida, Brassicales, Brassicaceae. Gene Ontology annotation, molecular function: phosphate transmembrane transporter activity. Gene Ontology annotation, biological process: transmembrane transport. The transcript has 9 exons. Bases 121 to 1734 code for a protein of 537 amino acids. The record is from RefSeq and is a predicted model, not a curated record.
UUACGGCUGUGCCACUCCCCCGCAUCGCGCGGUUGUGCUUUUGCAAUCCGUAGACGCAGAGCAUCUUCUUCGUCUUCCUCUCUUACUGGACUAAGCACUAAGCAGCUCCGGUAGGUGAAAAUGUGUUACUCUCUCUCUUUACAAUCGUCAAUAGACUUCCACAAUCGCAACGCCCUAAAAAUCCAUGGAGAUCGAACAAUUUUGACUUCGAGCUUAGCUAAACUGGGAUUUUCGGCGUUACCAGAGCGAUAUCGUCGGGGAAGGUUGUUCCUCUGCCGCGAGAGAGGCUUGGGCUCAUUGAGAUUCGGCGGACACUCUACCGUGGAUCUAUGUGGCAUUCCGCGUCAUCGAAGAAGAGUGCAUUGCAGCGAUGCUCGCCGUACGCCGGAUGAUCGGCACGACGCGGCGGAGGUGACAGCGACGGCGCAACCUGAUUUUUCGGAAUUUAUAACUUCGGAGAGGGUGAAAGUGGUCGCGAUGCUCGCGCUUGCCCUGGCGCUAUGCAACGCGGACCGUGUUGUAAUGUCCGUCGCGAUUGUACCUCUUUCACUUUCUCGUGGCUGGAGCAAGUCAUUUUCCGGGAUCGUUCAGUCAUCGUUCCUAUGGGGUUACCUAAUUUCACCAAUAGCUGGCGGAACAUUGGUGGACCGCUAUGGUGGCAAGGUAGUCAUGGCGUGGGGAGUUGCUUUGUGGUCGUUGGCAACAUUUCUUACCCCUUGGGCUGCUGAUACUUCUCUUUGGGCUCUGCUUGCUGCAAGAGCUAUGGUUGGGGUUGCUGAAGGAGUGGCUCUCCCUUGCAUGAACAACAUGGUUGCGAGAUGGUUUCCUCCAACAGAACGUUCUAGGGCUGUUGGCAUUGCAAUGGCGGGGUUUCAGCUUGGGAAUGCAGUUGGGCUCUUGCUGUCUCCUAUUCUUAUGUCUCAAGGCGGUAUAUAUGGACCAUUUGUGAUUUUUGGGUUAUCCGGGUUCCUAUGGAUGCUCGUUUGGCUAUCUGCUACGUCAAGUGCACCGGAUCGGCAUCCUCAGAUUACAAAGUCUGAACUCGAGUACAUAUACCAGAAUAAGCAGCAAGCAUCUACUAGGGAGAGCAGACGAAACAACACAAGCGUAAUCCCUCCUUUUAGACGGCUGCUCUCCAAGAUGCCGACUUGGGCUGUUAUAGUUGGAAAUUCUAUGCAUAGCUGGGGGUUUUUUGUGCUUCUUUCAUGGAUGCCGAUCUACUUCAAUUCAAUAUAUCAUGUGAACCUCAAACAAGCUGCUUGGUUCAGUGCCGUUCCAUGGAGUAUGAUGGCUUUCACAGGAUACAUUGCUGGUUUUUGGUCGGACUUGUUGAUACGGCGUGGUACAAGCAUCACUAUGACGCGAAAACUCAUGCAGUCCAUUGGUUUCAUUGGUCCUGGGAUUGCUCUCAUAGGUCUAACCACAGCAAAACGGCCUCUAGUAGCAUCUGCCUGGCUAAGUUUAGCUGUUGGGCUUAAAUCAUUCAGCCACUUGGGGUUUCUUAUCAAUCUUCAGGAAAUUGCUCCAGAAUAUUCCGGUGUUCUACAUGGAAUGUGUCUUACAGCUGGGACUUUGGCUGCAAUAGUUGGUACAGUUGGAGCUGGUUUCUUUGUAGAACUAUUGGGCUCCUUCCAAGGAUUCAUCCUUCUUACAGCAAUUUUAUAUCUCCUCUCUGCUCUCUUUUUCAACAUAUAUUCAACUGGAGAAAGAGUCGAUUUUGACACACCAGCUUGAAGGAUCACAAAUCCACAUGAUAGAUGGAUCAGCCCAAGUGGAGAAGCUAUAACUCUAAAUAGAAUCAGCUUCUCUUCUCCUAGUAAAUAUCAGUAAAAAAGAUAUAUCGGUCUUGUAUAGAGACUCUUUGAUAAAUAAAAUAAUAUGUAGCGAAACUAGCAAUGUUUCAA